This is a messenger RNA of Cloeon dipterum, 1249 nucleotides long. RefSeq names its product thymidylate kinase. Gene Ontology annotation, molecular function: nucleoside diphosphate kinase activity; ATP binding; dTMP kinase activity. The record is from RefSeq and is a predicted model, not a curated record. Lineage: Eukaryota; Metazoa; Arthropoda; Insecta; Ephemeroptera; Baetidae. Gene Ontology annotation, cellular component: nucleus; mitochondrion; cytosol. The coding region runs from base 143 to 781 and encodes 212 amino acids. Gene Ontology annotation, biological process: dUDP biosynthetic process; dTDP biosynthetic process; dTTP biosynthetic process. The transcript has 5 exons.
UCAAAGGCAAAGGCACAUUAAUUGCAGUCAAAUCGUCGUGGCUUAAAAACAGCAGCAAAGUCGUAUUGAAUCUGCUUCGACCUGACGUCACCUGAUCCAAUUUUGUUAGAUAUCUUUCGAAUUUCAUAAAAUUUGCUCUAAAAUGCAAGUGAAUUCGAUCAAAAGAGGUGCUCUAAUCGUGUUUGAAGGAUGCGAUCGCGUUGGCAAAACGACGCAAAGCAAAUUGCUGGUCAAAGCAUUGACUGAACUCAACAUCCCAGCCCAGCACUUACCUUUUCCAGAGAGGAGCACAAGAAUCGGCAGCGUGUUAAACGACUAUCUUGCCAACAAGGAAGAUGUAAAUGACAAAGCCGUUCACCUGCUCUUUUCUGGAAAUCGAUGGGAACUCGAGUCGAGGAUGCGAAAAUUGCUGAACUAUGGUACCACGCUCAUUGUAGACAGAUACGCCUUCUCGGGAGUAGCUUACUCUGCUGCCAAAGAUGGAAUGAGUUUAGACUGGUGCCGACAAGCUGACGUUGGUUUGCCGAAGCCAGACGUUGUCUUUUUACUCCACAUGGGCCGCGACAGCUUGAACCAAAGACCAGGGUUUGGGGAAGAAAGAUAUGAGAACCACGCUUUCUUGAGCAAAGUGUGGGAAAACUACCAAGCACUGAAAGACCAAACAUUUAAGGAAAUCAAUGCUGAUAAAACCGUGGAUGAUCUUCACCAGAUAUUGCUGGAAGAAGCGGUCAAAACUGUAAAUGAAGUCACAGAUAAGCCCAUAGAGAAAUUGUGGGUGUAAUCCAAAUGUAAACAUAAUUUGUCUGACAAUCUGUGCUUUAGCACAGGAGCUUUUAGAGACAGCUAUAUAAGCAAAUUCUAUUUUUUUAAUCAAUAUAAACUGCUUUCUUAAUUGUCAUAAUACCAAGGCCUUUUGAAGUUACUCAUUCAAUGUGACAUUGCGUUUUACGUAAAUUUUGGAACUGGUAGAAGAAUUCUUUUAUUAAGUGUAACAAGUCUCGUGAGUCUCUUUAUUUUUAACUUGAUAGUGAUAUAAGUAGUGUUUGUGGUUUUAAAUUAUUUUAAAUCACCUUCUGCCACAAAAGUUAAGGUCUAAAUUUUUCACAUCACAAUAAACUGCAGGGGUGUGUAGUGAAAUUUGCCUUUUUCAAGCUUCAUUACCAAUCGCAGAAAGAAUUUUCUCCAAGAAAAUAUAAAAGUAUUUUAGGUGCAAUAAUAAUAAUGUACCAAUAAGACGUGGUUAUUCAUU